AUGAAAUUAGAAAAUUGCUGUACAAAUGAAUGCCUCCAAGGUUAUAUACAAAGAUUAGAGAUGGAUGUUGCUAGAGCUCAAACUAUUUUGGAUGUUUACAAGUCACUUAAAGUUCCAGAAGAUACUAAAUUUAAUUUUGGAGAUGUAAUCUUAUAUUACCAAGAGCUAUAUGAUUUAUAG
Messenger RNA from Dictyostelium purpureum, 180 nucleotides. RefSeq lists its product as uncharacterized. The transcript has a single exon. The record is from RefSeq and is a predicted model, not a curated record. NCBI's taxonomy places the organism in Eukaryota, Evosea, Eumycetozoa, Dictyosteliales, Dictyosteliaceae. Bases 1 to 180 code for a protein of 59 amino acids.